CCCGCACAUUCAUCCUUCGAUUGGCAGACUGUUGCGCCAAAUCAUGGCUUCCACCUCGAAAGAAGAGGAUACUACUGCGUGGGGGAAAGCCGAGAAAAAAUUCGAGAAUAAACAUGCAAGUGAAUACUACGACCCGUGCCAGGAGUUCGCAACCCGCAGUAUCAAAUGUAUGCGUCGUAACGCAGGGGACCGAGACAUGUGCGGUGAUUAUUUCCAGGCAUAUCGAGACUGCAAAAAGGAGUGGUUGACACAGCGAAAGCUCGCCAAAGCGAAUACCUCAACUACUCAAUCGUGACACGACUUACCCAUUCCUGGCCUCUGCGAAUGACAAGAGCAGUCAUGGACGGCGAGAACUUCGCCGACUCGGUGCAUCACAUCAACCUUUCAUAUGCACGAACAAGCAUCUAGAUAAAUAUGUUCAUGAUUGGUUAAUUCAUUAUCUGGGUUUGAAUGGUUCCAUGAGCUAGGAAACUUGCAAGGAUACUAUGCCUUCGAUAACCUGAUAAGGAUCUCCUUCUAGGGAUUCUGAUUCCUUAUUAGGAAAAUGCGUGCCAUCACUCGCCCGCGCGGAUAACGUUUGCAGUCUUCUAGCAUGCGAGUAUCAUGUACUACUAUAUACCAUUUCAUCGAUAUGUGCAUGCAUAACAGCGGCAUAUACAAAGUACUCUUAUGUAACAUUAAGUAUUUUCAUGGACUCGGCGUUUACGGAAAUCUCGAUGGUUCACUUUUUUAUCUUUACGGGUUUGAUAGAUAAUAUAUUCCAUGUACAUUUCUGAUAUCAAAA
Molecule: messenger RNA, 784 nt
Organism: Talaromyces proteolyticus
Lineage: Eukaryota; Fungi; Ascomycota; Eurotiomycetes; Eurotiales; Trichocomaceae
Product: putative cytochrome c oxidase-assembly factor cox23, mitochondrial precursor
Exons: 4
Coding region: 44-295 (83 amino acids)
Source: RefSeq, a predicted model, not a curated record